Sardina pilchardus (European sardine) is the source of this 5108-nucleotide messenger RNA. It is a transcript of the gene slc4a10b, whose product is annotated as solute carrier family 4 member 10b. The record is from RefSeq and is a predicted model, not a curated record. The transcript is spliced from 28 exons. Gene Ontology annotation, molecular function: sodium:bicarbonate symporter activity; solute:inorganic anion antiporter activity; monoatomic anion transmembrane transporter activity. Gene Ontology annotation, biological process: monoatomic anion transport; regulation of intracellular pH; transmembrane transport. Lineage: Eukaryota; Metazoa; Chordata; Actinopteri; Clupeiformes; Clupeidae. The coding region runs from base 148 to 3396 and encodes 1082 amino acids. Gene Ontology annotation, cellular component: plasma membrane; basolateral plasma membrane.
CCAAUUUUUCAAAUCAAUGUGAGGAGGAGUUUCUCGUAGACUAAGCGACUAGGGAUGCUGCGUCAUAAUCUGAAUGCUUAUUACUACAUGCGCGUUUGAACAAGGGGGUGAAAACCUACGAACAGUAAUAAUACCGGGUAAAAGAAGAUGGACAUCAGAGACCAAGGCGCUCAAAUGGAGCCGCUUCUUCCCACGGUAAUUGAACCUGGAAGCAGAGGCGUGAGGAGCGAUGAGGAGGCCGUGGUGGACCAAGGAGGGGCCCGGUCCAUCAUGAAGACCAACUUUGAGAAGGAGGAGCUUGAAGGCCACCGGACUCUCUACAUCGGCGUGCACGUGCCGCUGGGCCGCAAGACCCACCGGAGGCACCGGCACCACGGCCACCGGCACCGGAGGAGGAGCCGCGAGAGGGACAGCGGGGUGGACGACGGCCGGGAGUCGCCCUCCUACAACACCCCGUCUCAGAGAGUGCAGUUCCUUCUGGGCACAGAGGACGACGACGAGGAGCACAUCCCCCACGACCUCUUCACGCAGCUGGACGAGAUCUGCUGGCGGGACGGCGAGGAGGCCGAGUGGAGAGAGACGGCCAGGUGGCUGAAGUUUGAGGAGGAUGUGGAGGACGGCGGGGAGAGAUGGAGUAAGCCGUACGUGGCCACUCUCUCUCUGCACAGCCUGUUCGAGCUGCGCUCCUGCAUCCUCAACGGCACCGUGCUGCUGGACAUGAGGGCCACCACGCUGGACGAGAUCGCAGAAAUGAUCUUGGACCACCAGGAGGCCGCCGUUCCUCUGGGAGACGACAUCCGUCGGAAGGUCCGUGAGGCGCUCCUCAAGCAGCACCACCACCAGAACCAUAAGAAGCUGGCCAACCGCAUCCCCAUCGUGCGCUCCUUCGCAGACAUCGGCAAGAAGCAGUCCGAGGCCCACAACAUGGACAAAAACGGUCAGAUGAUCUCUCCUCAGACGCUCCCCACGGCCCCAGAGGGGAAGAGUGAGGUGAGCCGGGAGAACAGCGCUGUGGACUUCAGCAAGAUAGACCUACAUUUCAUGAAGAAGAUCCCGCCGGGGGCCGAGGCCGCCAACAUCCUGGUGGGAGAGCUGGACUUCCUGGAUAAGCCGGUGGUGGCGUUUGUGCGCCUCUCCCCCGCGGUGAUGCUGAAUGGCAUCGCAGAGGUCCCCAUCACAUCCAGAUUCCUUUUCAUUUUAUUGGGGCCAGUGGGGAAAGGCCAGCAGUACCAUGAGAUCGGUCGAUCCAUUGGAGUUUUGAUGACCGAUGAGGUCUUUCAUGACGUGGCGUACAAAGCAAAGGACCGCAAGGACAUUGUGGAUGGAAUUGAUGAAUUCCUCGACCAAGUAACAGUUCUGCCACCAGGAGAGUGGGAUCCAUCCAUCAGAAUAGAGCCUCCCAAAAAUGUCCCUUCCCAGGAGAAGCGGAGGAUCCCUGGAGUACCCAACGGCACCACCGACAUGGGAGAAGCUGCAGAGCAUGGGGGACACGGUGGCCCAGAAUUGCAGCGCACAGGGAGGCUCUUUGGAGGAUUCAUCUUGGACAUCAAGCGCAAGGCGCCGUUCUACUUGUCAGACUACACGGACGCCGUGAGCCUGCAGUGCAUGGCGUCCUUCCUCUUCCUCUACUGUGCCUGCAUGUCGCCCGUCAUCACGUUCGGGGGCCUGCUGGGCGAGGCCACCGAGGGUCGCAUAAGUGCAAUUGAAUCUCUGUUCGGGGCCUCAAUGACGGGCAUCGCGUAUUCCCUGUUUGCUGGGCAGCCGCUCACUAUCCUGGGCAGCACUGGGCCUGUGUUGGUGUUUGAGAAGAUUUUGUACAAAUUCUGCAAAGAGUACGGCCUAUCCUACCUCUCCUUACGGACCUGCAUCGGGCUGUGGACGGCGUUCUUCUGCCUGCUGCUGGUGGCCACGGACGCCAGCUCGCUGGUGUGCUACAUCACGCGCUUCACAGAGGAGGCCUUCGCCGCCCUCAUCUGCAUCAUCUUCAUCUACGAGGCCUUGGAGAAGCUCAUCCACCUGGGCGUGCACUACCCCAUCAACAAGAACAACGACCUGGAGAAGCUCACGCAGUACUCAUGCGCCUGCAUCGAGCCUCAGGAUCCGAACAACGCCACCCUGCAGUACUGGGACGAGAACAACAUCACGGCCUCCGAGAUCUACUGGGAGGCCCUGGAGGUCAAGGAGUGCAUAGAGAAGCGCGGUGUGUUUGUGGGGAAGGCCUGUGGCCCUCACGGCCCCUACAUCCCUGACGUCCUCUUCUGGUCCGUGGUGCUCUUCUUCUCCACCGUCGCCAUGUCUGCGUUCCUCAAGGACUUCAAGACCAGCCGCUACUUCCCAACCAAGGUGAGGUCAAUCAUCAGUGACUUUGCUGUGUUCAUCACCAUCCUCACCAUGGUGUUUGUGGACUAUGCCUUGGGGGUCCCGUCACCCAAGCUGCAAGUCCCCAGUGUGUUCAAGCCAACCAGAGAUGAUCGUGGUUGGUGGAUCAGCCCUCUGGGACCCAACCCCUGGUGGACCAUCAUCAUCACCUGCAUCCCCGCCCUUCUAUGCACCAUCCUCAUCUUCAUGGACCAGCAGAUCACUGCUGUCAUCAUCAACAGGAAGGAACACAAGCUGAAGAAAGGCUGCGGGUACCACCUGGACCUGUUUGUGGUGGGCGUGAUGCUGGGCGUGUGCUCGGUGAUGGGGUUGCCGUGGUUCGUGGCGGCCACCGUGCUCUCCAUCUCCCACGUCAACAGCCUGAAGCUGGAGUCGGAGUCCUCGGCCCCUGGCGAGCAGCCCAAGUUCCUGGGCAUCCUGGAGCAGCGCUUCACCGGGCUCAUGAUCUUCACCCUCAUGGGCUGCUCCGUCUUCAUGACCUCCGUGCUCAAGUUCAUCCCCAUGCCUGUGCUGUAUGGAGUAUUUCUCUACAUGGGUGCGUCAUCACUGAAAGGAAUCCAGUUCUUUGAUCGUCUUCUGCUGUUCGGGAUGCCGGCAAAGCACCAGCCGGACUUCAUCUACCUGCGGCACGUCCCCCUGAGGAAGGUGCACCUGUUCACCAUCGUCCAGCUCACCUGCCUCGUCCUGCUCUGGGUCAUCAAGACCUCCAAGGCCGCCAUCGUCUUCCCCAUGAUGGUGUUGGCACUGGUGUUUAUUCGGAAGCUGCUGGAUUUCAUCUUCACUAAGAGAGAGCUGAGUUGGUUGGACGAUCUGAUGCCAGAAAGCAAGAAGAAGAAAUUAGAGGAUGCUGAGCAAGAGGAGGAGCUGAGCAUUUUGGGGGAGGAGGAAGGAGUUGUGCAAGUGCCAUUGGAGGGACAUUACAAAGAUGAUCCUUCCACAGUAAACAUUUCAGAUGCAAUGUCGAAAUCCUCCUUUGGGAAUACGUGGAACUCUAAGAAUAAAAGCUCCCAUUCCUAACCUUUAGAAGCUGAUCCCCAAAGUGUAUCCAACAGCAGUGUGAAGAAAGCAGAGAAGCAGCGUGACGUGGAGAAGGGCUGCGACGACACGGAGACGAGUCUCUGACAUUUCCCUCCUUCACUGUGUCUCACACACGCACACACACACACACACACACACACACCAGUAUGUGGUGUCACACCUUUACCGCUCCUUUUCGUGUCCGUCCCGUAGAUCCAUUUUCUGUACAGCGCAACGGGGUCGCACAGAUUUUAGCUGUUAUGUCUGAAAAUAAUUUGUUUGACAAAUUCAAAACAACAGACACCGUCAUUCUGAUUUAUUUACUAGUGUUUAUACAUGUAACUAAGUACCAGCAGCCAGAGGGAUGUGUUGGUGGUAUAUGCUUUGUCUGUGAACCUGGAAUUGAAUGAGAAAGUCUGAAUCACAAGAAGAGACUAUUUUAAAAGCAACCUUUGUUUUCAUUGACAACCUUAUGUAUUUUGUAUGUUUUGUAUUUUUGGAAAACACAUAAAUCUCUCUGUUACCUAGACCAUGGAAUAAAUGUUGAACAAUAGAUGCUGUAGAUUUAAGCAGGAAAAGCAAUUACCUGUAGUGUUCAGAACUUAUCAUAUACACAACUACUGCCAAAACGAAGGCCCUGUGCAUGGAGCUAUUUAUGUUGUCAAACACACUUGCUGUUCAUAGAGAAAAGAGAAAUUAAUAUAUAUUUUAAAGUGUUAAUUAUGAUAUUUUCUCAGUAUUCAGAGAAGAGAUGCUAAACUCUUGUUUCUUUGUCAUGAGAUAAAUAUUUUACUGAAAAAUGGAUAGAUAUCCUCUGCACUACAUGUCAAUUCAUCUCAUGCACAUUGAAGUGGCUGCUUAUUCCUGUCUUGUAUAUAUCUUACUGAAGGACUAUCAAAGAGAUUCAUCACUUAUCACGGCACGCACAUUCCUUGACCUCAUGCCAAAGGCUAAUCUGCUUUCAUCUCGGCAUAAUUAUUUAUCACUGUCAUCAACGCACAGAACACGCUUACGUAUCCUGUAAAGUUUUGCAUAGUGGGACACAAAGCUUUCCUCAGAGAUGAUUGUACUCUCUGCCCAUUGUCAAGGUUGUGUUGCAGAAAGUCGCAUCUAACGAAUGAAUGAUUAAUCAAUAAAGGCGGAGGUUGUACUUGAAAUGUCUAGUGAGCGACAAAUUAAAGUAUAGCCAAUUUAGAAACAAAUGCAAUAGUACUUUAGAAGGGCAGAUCAAAUUAUUUCUAGAUUAUUUUUGGACGAGACAGAUUACUUUGCACAAUAAAUAUGAACCUGUAACAUGAUUUUAUUUAUGUUUUAAUAGUAAUACCCACAUACCACAUAUUAUGAACAUAAUUGAGCUUGAGUUGUAUGUGUUGUAAGUAUACGUUUUAUAGACUGACUCUUUCUUACUCUUCUCAUAAAGUUGGGCCUGGUGAUUCAUGAUUUGAUGAGGUCCUGGAAGGUAUUCCAUGUGAAGCUUAUAUUGAUACCAAUCAAUGAUACAUUUAUCUUCAGUCACUUGUGUAAUCAUUUUGAUUUGUGUCUGCCAAUAUCUGCGUUUUUAAAUAAUUUGUUUAAUUUUUUUGGUGGGGGGGAUUUAAUGAACUAGAAUCUAUUAAAUGAAAUGUAAAGUUAUUAUUCAUUUAGUCUUAAUGUUACAGUAUUUAUUAAAUGUGUAAAAUGUGGUAUGAAAUAAACUGAUGUACUGUAAUUGA